AACCUGGUCAACGCAUUGCUCACAGACAUGUAUCAAAUCACCAUGUGCUAUGCUUACUUUCGAACCAAACGACACAACACUCAUGCUGUCUUCGAUCUUUUCUUCCGCCAAAACCCGUUCGACGGGGAGUACACCAUCUUCGCCGGGUUGAGUGAGGUCAUAGCCUUCAUGAGCAACUAUCGCUUCACGGACGAGCACAUCGAGUACCUCAAAAUCCCUGACGCCACUGAAGACUUCUUCGAGUACUUGAGAUCGCUUGAUUGCUCUGAGGUCAAGAUCUACGCCUUCCAGGAGGGUUCCGUUGUCUUUCCUCGCGAGCCUCUCCUGCGUGUCGAGGGGCCCGUCGGGAUCUGUCAGCUACUGGAGACAACGUUGCUGUGUAUCGUCAACUAUGCUUCUCUCGUGGCGACCAAUGCUGCAAGGAUGCGCAUGGCUGUUGGCCCCAACAAAACGCUGCUGGAGUUCGGCCUACGACGAUCUCAGGGGCCUGACGGGGGAGUGAGUGCGUCGAGAUAUUCCUACAUUGGAGGUUUCGACGGGACCAGCAAUGCUCUAGCUGGGAUGUUGUUCGGCAUGAAAGUCGGAGGGACCCACGCGCACUCGUUCGUG
This is a messenger RNA of Guillardia theta CCMP2712, 609 nucleotides long. RefSeq lists its product as hypothetical. The annotation marks the transcript as partial. Gene Ontology annotation, biological process: NAD+ biosynthetic process. NCBI's taxonomy places the organism in Eukaryota, Cryptophyceae, Pyrenomonadales, Geminigeraceae. Gene Ontology annotation, molecular function: nicotinate phosphoribosyltransferase activity. The transcript has 11 exons. The record is from RefSeq and is a predicted model, not a curated record.